Messenger RNA from Vespula vulgaris, 5726 nucleotides. Its product is annotated as trichohyalin-like. Lineage: Eukaryota; Metazoa; Arthropoda; Insecta; Hymenoptera; Vespidae. The coding region runs from base 256 to 4104 and encodes 1282 amino acids. The record is from RefSeq and is a predicted model, not a curated record. The transcript is spliced from 8 exons.
GUUCGCGGGGUGGAAAAAGAGGGUGUCUUUCAUAGGAAAGGAACGUAGGAGAAGAGGCCUCGUCUCAGUGCGCGUUCAGCCGUUCUCUUUACUACUUGUCAUCGGUGAAUGCGUGCACGCGCCCGAAAAGAUAGGCGGGAACAUCACGGACCUGAGUUUUUCAAUAUGAUUUUAAGUUACGUUUAAUCGAUCGGUCGCUUUCGCGAUAUGAUUGAAACGAAGUGAUCGAGAGAGAGGAGGAAACAGCCAAGAAGCAUGAAACGUGUGAUGUCUCCUUUCUUUUCCCCCCUCUUGCUAUUUUUCCUCUUCGUUACAGCAGUUUUCAUCGUUGUUAACGGCAAGACCGAGUUAGAAUCUAACGCGGAUGAUACUUCGAUUCUCGUUGAGCAAAAGAGCAGUGACGUUAAUUUGGCGAACGACUCUUUGAAACACGUGAGAGAUAUUGAGAAGAAAAAAACGGAGGAGGAAGAGGAUGAGGAAGAUGAUGGAGAUGGCGAUGGAAACAACGACGGGGACGAAGAAAAGGAAGAGGAAGAAGAAGAUGCUUCGGGAGAGAUUCAGGAAGAAGAGGAGGAGGAGGAGGAGGAAGAGUACGAAGGAGAGGAACGAAACGAAUACGAGGAUGAAUUGAAAGCUUUAGCAGAAUCUCACGAAGCAAUGUCAAAGGACGAGACGAAGGAUGAGACAAGAGACGAAAGAACAAAUUCGAACACGAAUAAUUCCACAGCAGCGAAAAAUUUUGAGUCGCAUGAAAAUGUUCUUGAAAACAAGUCUGACGAAGACGUAGCUUCCAAUGAAGCUAUUACCGAUGAGUUACCAAAGAAACACGAAGACAAAGAGGUAGCAGAUUUGUUAAGGUAUAAAAAAGAAAAGGACUUGCGACAGAAAGAGGAAGAUGGUCUUAGAAAAAAAAAGAAAAAACGAGUACCGACUGUAAAGAAAGAAUUGAGCACGCAAAAAGAGAUUCUUCUUGCUGGUAACGAGACGCAAGUUCUAAAAAGUCUCGUACCUUCGGAAGAAACCUUUAAUGGUUUGAACGAGGAAACUGAACAAGUGAAGAGAGGAUAUUUUGGGGAAAACGAGAGAGCAAAGGAUAAAAGAAUGUCCAUUAUUCAAGAGGAUUCUUAUUGGAAUAUGUCCAACGAAAUUCCAGAAAAGUUCGAUAACAGACAAGAUAUUUCAGCGAAAAAUUUUAGAUCGUAUAUUUUAAAAAAAUGCAAAGAGGAGCAAGAGAAUGAAGAAAAAUUGCACGAAUCAAAGGAUCAGAAAGAUAAUUUAGUGAAAUGUUUAUUGAAGUUUAAGAAGAAAUUAGCUAAAGAUUUGGAACGAUGGGAUAAAGUACACCAGUUCUUAAUGAAAGUAAAGGCUGGUUUAAAUUAUUCGAAGAACAUGCAAGAUAUUGAAAAGAAAAAUUAUGAUGGACCAUUAACGACCUCCUCUACGGUGACCGAGGCAUCGCAGGAUGAAAAGGAACGUAAGAAGACAAAGAAGAAGAAGAAGAAGAAGAAGAUGAAGAAGAAAAAAAAGUUGCAAGAUCGUCGUUCAACAAUGACAACGAUUACGAAGGUAGUAACAUUUCCGUCGACAACGACGACGAUGUCUCCGUCAACGACUACGUCCGUUCAAUGGCAAUUAUUAGCCGAGAAACUUUUUGGACCUCCUUGGCAAGAGAACGUUAGGCCUGAAUCGGAUGACAUCGCCAAAAUUCGUUACUCGGUCGAUUCGAAACCAAAAACGAUUACUUCGUCGUCGAUUCGACGAUUUAUCGAUCAGGAGGAUGCAACGAAUAACCGAAAGGAAUUAAAUACGGAAAGACAACCCUUGUUAUUACAAAAAGCACAUCAGUUGCCAGGUAAAUCGAAUCUCUUCCCGUUCGAGAAAAUAAAUACACAUCGUAACAGAUUCGAUUCGCAAAUCGAUCGUUUAGGAGAGUACAAUGGACCGGAACGAGUUCUUCAGCGACUUCGAUUCGGUCAAAUAAUCCCACCACCUCGAGAUUUCUCUCGGGAGAAGGAUCAAGAGGAUUAUCAGGAUGACGAUGGACAAAGGGAGGAAGAGAUUACUCACAAUCGAGAGUAUAGGCCACCUAAUCAGAAUUUUGCAAUGAGUAGAAGUUGGCCGGAUAUACCUUUGAAGUAUAAUAAUCGGCCUUGGAAAGGAGACAGAUGGGAUGGACAAAAUGGACGUACUAAGCCAUCGAGUUUACCGAACGAAUGGUCUUGGAAACAGCCGCAGUAUAAUAACAAUUUCUGGCCGGCUCGUGAUAGGACUUGGCAAUCGAUUAGAAACUAUUGGACGCCGUUGGAUAAUGAUUAUGAAGCAGAAUCGGAUUUCGUAUCGAAAAAUCGAGUCGAUCGAAAUUGGCGAUGGAGAGAAUCACAAGAACGAAGACAAAGACAAAGGCAGGAACAGGAACAGGAUGUGGACGAAGGACGUUUCUCAUAUCCGUGGGAAUUAGAAGGGCCUAAUGUUUGGCCAGGUUCACAAUCUUUUCAAGUGAAAUCACCAUGGUCGCAAACAGAAAGCAGUCAAAUGUCCAAAACUCAUGAUAAUAUCGAACGAAAGACAAUAGCAACUCCAUGGGAAGAUACCAAAAUCAGACCUUACGAACCACCGAAAUCAACGACCAAAAUGGCGAGACAAUACGGUAAAAGUAAAGUUUCUUUACCGAAGAUUAGUAUGGCAACUUGGAACAGUUUGACUUCGGAUCCAGCGACUUGGCCGUACAGAUCCUCGGAUACGAAGCCAUGGCCGAAAGAUGAGAAUGGUAAAUCGUACAAUCCUAAUGCAGAUUUGGUUAAGAAAUUGGGCCUAGAUAAAGACGAUGGUACGAUUUGGCAGAACAAGGAAACUGUGAAGACUUAUAAGAUACCGAACGAUCAAUGGGAUCCCUUACAAACAAAUUCAAAGAAUUCGUCGAAUCAGGAAAACGAAUCCAUUAAAAGAUACAAGCUACCAAAGGAUAGAUUCGAUUUUGAUAUUUACGAUGUCAAAUCAAAAAGUAUGAAAGAUUGGACGAAGCCUCGAUCCAAAGAAAAUCGUCAAUUUGAACCGUUAAACGAUAACGUUAACAACUGGUAUCGUGACAACGAACCAAAAACAAUGUGGUCUACUAAAGAUGCUUUAAAUUCUAAUUUACCAAAGAUACAAUCAGUUGGUGCCUGGGACAUGCCUCCUGAUAAAUCUACGUGGAUGCCCUAUCGAUUCGAACCUCAAAGUGAUCCUUUCAACGAGAAUCCUACAGGACCUACGAUCCGACGUUGGUUUGAAUCGAACGGAAGUAGCAGCUCGAUUCCAACUUACGCAAAACAUAUCAAUGGAGUUGAGUUGUGGUCUCCAAAAUCUAAAAAUGUAGAUCUUUGGAACAGAGAAUACGAUUUAUCGCAAGACGAAUCUAAUAUUUCCGAUCGUGGGUCAUCAAGAUCGAAUAAAGUUAUUAAUUGGCCGUUCAAGUUUGAGAACGAUUAUUCGAACAAAGAAAAUUAUGCUUUGUGGGAUCGGAAACGUAGCUUUGACAAGGGCCAACCUGAAAACGUAGAUUUAGGAAAAGGUAAUCAUGAUGUAUCCUCUAAUGAUGUACCAUCAUUGAAAGCAAACGAAACGAAUAACGGAAUAGAUAGUUCGAAGGAGACUUUAUCGUUACAUAAACCGAACAACUGGAAUAACACUUACGAAAGAGCUAACUCAUGGCCUCCGAAAUGGAAACAAUUUAGUUAUCACAGAGUUACCACUCUGCCAAUUUCGAAACCAGGAACGGUAUCGAACAUCUCCACAAAAUCGAGAAACGCUUUCGUUGCUGUCUCGGCAGUUGCAUCGCCUAAAUACGCGAUAUCGAAAAACGAUAUCGUAGAAUCUCAAAAUAAUCGGAGAGAUCUUUUCGAGAAACAAUUGGAGGAGCUUAGACAACAGAAUUCAUGGAGUUUAAAAGCGAACGCUAUCGAGGAAUCUAUACGAUCGCCGACUCCAACGGAAAGAUUGACGAUUGAAUCGACGAUUGGACCGACGUUAACAAAUAUCACGAAUUUCACGUCCAUGGUACACCGUCCGGAAGAAGAAAAACCUCCGAAAUCUGCGAAUAAAGAAUAUCAGAUGCAUAAUAAAUAAUCGAAUAAUAUGGAGACCCCGUGAGAAUUUUGUUUGUUCUCGUAAGAAUUUUAACUAUAUAUAAACGAGAAGUUUGAUUCAAUUCUUAAAUAGUUCCCAAGGAUGAUACUUUGAAAGAAGCUGUCUAAUUUUAAUAUUUCGUGACUUUGCGUUAAAAUCGACGAAGUUAAUUUAUCUCUCUUCUUAAUGUACUUUUUAAUUAUCAAUUUGUAUUUAUAUUUUAAUCGUUUCACGCAUUUUAAGUAAAACGUAUAGCUUUGUCACAUAUAUAUAAUUUAAUUACAUAUAUUAAUUACAUAUAUUAAUUCUUGUAAAUAGGCUUCUUUGAAUACAGAUUACGAUAUUGACAGUUCGUGGCUUAUUAUAAAACUAUGAAAAAGAAAAUGACAGGGUCUCGGCACAAAUUCAUUGAACGGAAAUUUUAAUCGUAAGACACGAUUAGAAUAAAUUCUUUCAUUCCCACCGUUCGAUUCGGUAUAGACUCGACUUAACUCUUCAACAUUUACUCGACUUGAUUAAUUUUUCCUAAGCUUUUACAUAAUAAAUUUCACGUAUAAACGGUCCUAUACUCGUGAAAAACUUUUCGGAAUAGUAAUUUUCAUCUAAUAAUUUCUACGACAUGAAAUCAGAGAUAUCGAAUGAUGUGAUGACUUUAUAAAUUAUAAAAGUCUUCAAGCCUGAAACAUUAUGAAAGAUAUCAAAAUGAUAUUCACGUAUGAAAAAGGUCAUCGAGAAGUGAUGUGUAUAUACAUAUAGGUACAUAUAAUAUAAACACAAGAAAAUUAUUAAAUAAAAAUAAGAGGAAGAAAGAAAGAAAAGAAAAAGGUAAAAUAUCGCGACUGAAUGUUUGAUUAAAAAUAGUUGUACGCACAACUAGGUAUCUACAUAUGCUGUGUAGAUAUAUAAAUAUAUAUAUAUAUAUAAAUAUAUAUAUAUAUACACAUAUACAUACAUACAUAUAUAUACAUAUAUAAAUACAUAUAUAUACACACAUAUAUAUGUAUAUAUAUAUAUACACAUAUAUUUAAUUGUUAGAAAAGUUGAUGAAGUCUCGUUGUGCUAAUUUAUGUUAAUAUUUAGUCCGAAAAACUCUGUUUGGAAUGAUUUCCGUUCAGACACACGGAUUCUAUAUAUACACAUGCAUAUAUAUAUGUAUCUAUAUACAUACAACGUAUCUGUCCAAGUAUAUACAGAGAAUAUAUACGUUAAUAAUUAACAUUCUCAUGGGCUUUCCGAGCAUUGGCUCGACGAGAUCGAAUAUACAUGAUCUUAAACAUUUGUCGACAUACAGUGGAUUGUAGUUCGAUUGAUAUGUUUAAUCCUCGAAUGGUCUAUAUAGUAUUUAGCACAGAAAAAUAAAAGCGUAACAAAUAUUAAGAAAUAUUUCUAACGUAAAAAUGGAAGAAGCGUAAUAUAUCGGACGCGUUUCAAAUAUCUACAAGAGUUUCGAAUGCUCGAUGAGAAAAUAAUAAAUAUAUCUCCCCCUCUCUCUCUCUCACCCCCCCCCCCCCUAUGUAUACGUAUGUUCGUGUAGGAUCUUCUGUUAUCAAAUCUGUACUUUAAUUCGUUUCAAGGAGACGAAAGCGAGAAUAAAUGUCAUACGUUGUAUAUUCUUCAUGGCA